Molecule: messenger RNA, 2639 nt
Organism: Sphaerulina musiva SO2202
Lineage: Eukaryota; Fungi; Ascomycota; Dothideomycetes; Mycosphaerellales; Mycosphaerellaceae
Product: Undecaprenyl diphosphate synthase
Exons: 2
Coding region: 121-1155 (344 amino acids)
Cellular component (GO): endoplasmic reticulum membrane; dehydrodolichyl diphosphate synthase complex
Molecular function (GO): ditrans,polycis-polyprenyl diphosphate synthase [(2E,6E)-farnesyl diphosphate specific] activity
Source: RefSeq, a predicted model, not a curated record
AUAAAACAUCAGGCACCACCACCGCCUCUACGAUGCUCGCGCAAUACUGCAAUCACCAUCACCGCGAGCUGACGAUAUAAGGAGCAGACACGUGAACCACACCACUCACAGAACAACGAUAUGCCUGGGUUACGCGAACAAGCGGCCUUCCGCAGGCCGGACACACUGAGUCCUACCCAGCGAGAGCAGCUGCUGGCGCCGUAUCUGCCACGGGAGCCCAUUGCAUCACGCACCAAAGUCCCGCAGGAUGCCUCGUACAGCAACAGCAACAACCAUGGACUGCGUUUCCAUCACCGACAGCGCGUGCGGCCUGCGAUGCGCCAUCUAUUGCACCUCUUCCUGUUCACUGCCGUCCACGUCGUCUUCAGCAUCUAUGUACGGCUGCGUCAGAUCUACCACGCCCUCUACGACCGCGUGAGCGCCGUACUGUACUACCACCAUCGCACGCCGGAGCUCAUCACGCGAGAUGUGAAGCCGCUGACCAGAGUGCCGAAGCACCUGAGUGUCAUCCUGCAUCUGCCACCAGAGGGCGGAAAGAAGGAUGCGUUGGAGACGCUUCUGAAUGAUGCGUGUGAGCUGGUCGCAUGGAGUGCCAGCGCAGGCAUACCAACGCUGUCCAUCUAUGAGAAAACGGGCAUCCUCAAGUCCUCUCUCCCCCACCUCCACCGCCGCAUUACUCGGACCUUGACAUCCUACUAUGGCACUUCUUCCCCUCAGAAGCCUACCAUGUCUCUCCGAUCUCCCAAUCUCCCGUCCUACAGCCCUCCUCACUCGCCUGAGCUAGACACGAUGUCUACGACCUCGCCCUCUCCCUUGCCACCCCACAUCAAUGUUCUCCUCUUGGACUCUACCGAUGGUCGACAAACCAUUGUGGACCUGACCAAGACCCUGACCGAAAUGUCUCAAUCGGGAAAGCUCUUGCCAGCAGACGUUAGCCAAGAACUCAUUGAUGCCGAGAUUACAGAAAGUGUCAUGGGCGAGCCGGACCUGCUGAUAGUGUUUGGAGAACGAGUGGUUUUGGAAGGAUAUCCACCAUGGCAGAUUCGACUGACGGAGAUAUUCUAUGCGCAGGACAACGUUGGGGGUGUGGGAUAUCAGAUCUUUCUGAGAGCGUUGUAUAGGUAUGCAAAGGCGGAGUUUCGAUUUGGGAGAUAGAUAUCCAUUCGGAGGCAUAACAAAGGCGAUCUAUUGGGGUAUUGUGCUGCUCAACCUAUAAAGGCCAAUAUAACUCAUGUUCUAGGCGACACGCCUGUUCGUCUAGCGCUACCGUGCGAGUGAGCGCCGUGGCCUUUCAAUGCCGUGCAUAUGCAAUCUCAGUUGCGCAUCCACCUGGCCGUGCUCCUGAAGGAGGCCGACAGGACCUAUUUAAUCUCCGUCUUGCCUAGAGCAUUCGCCAAAUCGUCCACAUCGGCGUCCUGUUUUUGGGAUACUGGCUCAUCCUCUGUAGCAUCCGCCUCUUUGACCACCUUCUCUUCUUCUGCAUCAAGCUCGUCUUCAUCCUGAUCAUCCUCCUCGUCCGAAUCUUCGUCUUCCAAUUCGUCUAGCUCGUCCAGACCCCAUGCGUCUUCGUCGUCUUCAUCGACAUCGUGGUAUUCGUCUGCUUUUUCCUCUUUCCGCUUUGCGAGGACAUCUCUCAGAGACUCAAUCGAUGGAUCCUCCUCGGCGAACUUGUUGCCGUUCAGCUCCACUCUCCUCAAACGUGGCAGAGCAGACGCAGCAGACGCAGCGUCCGAAAUCGCCUUGAGACCUUUGGUGUCAAUCUCAUUAUACUGCAACCUCAAGAUCUCCAACUUCUUGUUGCCGGCUUUAGCAAGCGCAUCUCCCAGCAUUCUUCCUCCUCGACCUGACAGCAGGCAAUCGCCAACGGCCAGUUCUCGAAUCUCGGUCCACGUUGGCACCACAGAAGACAGCGUCUUGGCAGCCAGCGCAGUGAAUGUGUUGUCUUGCAGGUCUAGUGUGUCCAGUGCCGUGCACUGACUCAGACCAUGUUGGAUCAACUGAGCAAUGCCCUCCUGCCGAAUACCAUUCUGGACCAUCUUCACCGUUUUGACAUUGUUGUUGGCCGUGUAUGCUUUGACCCAAGCUGCCAUGGACCCAGUCUCCAACCGAUUGCGCCCACACACGACGGUCUCGAGAUGCGGAACAUCCUUGCCCUCCUUUCGUGCUGCCGCCUUAUUCUCCGCCAGCUGAGCAAGAGCUUCGGCGACGAGGGUUCCUGCUGCUGGUCCGAGGCCGUUGUUGUUGAGGUAGAGGUGCUGCAGAGGCGUGUGCUUGCUGAGGAAUGGACGCAGAGGCUCGACGGUGUUGAGACCAAACGCGUUGUCGUUCAGGUUGAUGGUAUGCAGGUUCGGGCACUGCAGCAGUGCAGUGAGAAGGGCAUCGAGUGCCUGGGGGAUCUCGGACAGGAGACGUCCCGUGAAGAUGUCAGCGAGAUUGGCGCUGCGAAGAUUCUUCUUCGUGGCGAGCACUUCGGCGAGCGCUGCAGAUGCUUCAACACCGAUGGUGUUUCCCUCGAGAUGCACCUCCUCGAUGUCCGCGUUGUCCCGCAGUGGCCCAAUGUGCGUCUCAAUGUCGGCGGCUGUGUUGAGCUUCAACGCCUGUCCUCGAAUGCUCCACACGUUGGCCAUAUUGGGUGAGUG